AUGUUGGAUAACAUCUUCUCUAACUCCCUCGCAAUGGCAGGUCGGACUAGUUCGUUUAUUAUUGCUGUACUGGUUAUAGCUCUUCUCGUUCGGAUAGCGUAUAGCAUUGUCUAUAAUGCCUAUUUCCAUCCCCUCAGUAAAUAUCCGGGCCCGAGAUUUGCUGCCUGGACCGAUAUUCCCCAUUGUUGGUGGUUCCUCGGUGGGCGGCAACCUUACAAGUUCCUUGAACUUCAUGAAAAAUAUGGGCCCGUCGUGCGUACGGCUCCCAAUGAGCUCUCGUUUAAUAGCUCCCAGUCGUUCAAGGACAUCUAUGGCCUUCGACAGGGACACAAGGUCUUCAUAAAGGGCGAGUUCUACGCCGGUGGCACUUUUGCCGCUCGAGGUGUUAGCUCAAUCAUCAGCGAGCGUGACCCAACCCAACAUGGCCAUAUGCGACGACUCCUGGCACAUGCAUUUUCUCUGACGUCUUUGAAAGAGCAGGAGGAGCUCAUAAUAGAAACCAUAGACCGUUUCAUCGAACUUGUCAAGAGUAAAGCAUGUGUACAGGGGGAAGUAUUUGAUAUCUCUAAGGGUUAUGAGAGAAUGGCUUUCGACAUCAUUGGGGAUUUAGCAUUCGGACAAAAGUUUGGGGCACUUGAAUCUGAUGAGACUCACCCCUGGAUUGCAACUCUCUUAGGCGCCUUGACAAAGGGUGCAAUGGCGGAUACCUUUAAGCGUUUCCCAAAUGUCGCGAAGGUCAUCGGUUUCUUAGCACAGAGGCAACUGGCAAAACUAUACAAAGAUACAGCAGAUAAUGAACAGAUGGCGAUUGAUCUCGUCGAAAAGCGUAUCAAUACUGAUACAAACCGAAAGGAUUUUAUGACGAGGAUAUUGGAGCAGCGUAAUAAUGAGCGGCAUAAGGUAUCUGACCUACAACUUAGUGCCCACGCAUGGGAUUUUGUAACAGCAGGUUCGGAAACUACAUCAACGGCACUCUCGUGUUGCACUUAUUACAUCCUCCGCAACCCCGAAAUCUUAGAAAAUAUAACUCGUGAGGUUCGUGGUGCUUUUACAGAGAGCAGCCAGAUCAAUGAUGCGUCGACGAAAGACUUGACAUAUCUGAAUGCCGUCUGCCUUGAAGCCAUGCGCAUUUACCCCCCACUACCCCUGGGCGUUCCCCGCAUCGUCCCUGAGGGUGGUGACACUGUUGAUGGCCACUUCUUGCCUGCCGGGAUUACCGUUGCGACCAACCCAAUGGCUGCCAGCCUAGACGCACGGAAUUUUAAAGAUCCAUUAUGCUUUAAGCCAGAGAGGUGGCUAGAUAGCGAGGCUUCUACUGAAAACCGAGAUAACCUCGAAGCUAGCCAGCCUUUUUUGCUAGGUGCUAGAGGGUGUUUGGGGAAAAGCUUGGGGUGGAUGGAAAUGCGAACAACACUUGCCAAGGUUCUAUGGACUUUUGAUCUGGUCUUAGUAGACAAGGAGCUGGAUUGGCUUAGGGACAGCCGCAUGAGUACCCUUUGGAAGAAACCGCCUUUGAAGAUUCGUGCAUCGCUUGCUCAAUGAGCGCUUGCGUCGCUUGCAACUUUCAUAAACCCGACAGAGUUAAGCAUCAUAGAGGAAGAAGAGAGGGAGCAGCGGAUUUCAGCAAGAUAGUUUUCAAAAUACAAGUUCUAGUAUCAUUAUU
Messenger RNA from Xylaria bambusicola, 1663 nucleotides. RefSeq names its product cytochrome P450. The transcript has 8 exons. The coding region runs from base 1 to 1542 and encodes 513 amino acids. Gene Ontology annotation, molecular function: monooxygenase activity; heme binding; oxidoreductase activity, acting on paired donors, with incorporation or reduction of molecular oxygen. Lineage: Eukaryota; Fungi; Ascomycota; Sordariomycetes; Xylariales; Xylariaceae. The record is from RefSeq and is a predicted model, not a curated record.